AUGGCGAGCGCGGUGGACCCAGCGGGAGAACCAAUCCCAACGUCGGCGGUGCUGACGGCGGCGGCGAAGCACAUUCAGUUCAACUGCCAGGCCGAGAACGUGGCGUUUCUGAAGUGCAAGAAGAAGGACCCGAACCCCGAGAAGUGUCUCGACAAAGGUCGUCAGGUCACCCGAUGCGUGCUCACCCUGCUGAAAGAUCUUCAUCGGAGGUGCACAACGGAGAUGGAUGGUUACGUUGGAUGCAUGUAUUACAAUACAAACGAGUUUGAUUUAUGUCGCAAAGAGCAGGAGGAAUUCGAGAAGAAGUGCCCGUUGGCAUGAGAGCUUCACCCUUAUCCCGCCAUCAUCCCAAUAAUACGGGCAGUGUCAAAUGAGCGAAUAUUGUCGCAUACAUUUUCCACACAUCUUGUUUGUCGAGCUGAACUAAUUUUUGCUUACAGGAAAAUUUGCACCGUUUUAAACCAUGAUUGAUUUCUCUUA
Molecule: messenger RNA, 480 nt
Organism: Pyrus x bretschneideri (Chinese white pear)
Lineage: Eukaryota; Viridiplantae; Streptophyta; Magnoliopsida; Rosales; Rosaceae
Product: NADH dehydrogenase [ubiquinone] 1 alpha subcomplex subunit 8-B
Exons: 2
Coding region: 1-321 (106 amino acids)
Biological process (GO): mitochondrial electron transport, NADH to ubiquinone
Source: RefSeq, a predicted model, not a curated record